AUGGAAUUCGACUCUCGGAUAAAGGCGUAUCGUUUUGUCGGCUAUGCUGCUGUCGUAUUUUCUGCUAUAUCUAUUCUAUCGAUCUGCAUCACAUUGCCAGUCGUUUACAACUAUGUAAAACACGUUAAACGCACUACGCAUUUGGAGCUGCUGCAAUGUAAAGCGUCAGCAAAGGAUAUAUGGACGGACAUCCACAACCUACCACUAGAGUCGAACCGAACUACCAGAGCUAUCAGACGUCGCCAAUACGAAUUCGAGGAAAUCAGCGCUUCUUUGGCAGGCGCUUGCGUUGGCUGCUGCAUACCAGGCGCACCUGGACCACCAGGCAUCCCGGGUAGACCAGGUCGACCAGGGAAAGCUGGGACACCGGGAGCCCCUGGUAACCCUGGCCGUCCACCAAGGGAACCAUGCGAACCUAUCACUCCACCACCCUGUCCACCAUGUCCACCAGGUCCUCCCGGACCCGCAGGACCACCAGGCCCCCCUGGAAAUCAAGGACCUCCAGGACCUCCUGGUGAACAGGGAGCAACUGGACCAGUUGGGCCUCAAGGAAUGAAAGGAGUCCCUGGCCUUCCAGGUCGUAUGGGACCUCCGGGAUUACAAGGGCCAGCAGGUGAACCGGGACCUAGUGGGGAACCUAAACCUGGUGCUCCAGGACAGCCCGGACCUGUGGGACAGCCAGGUAGCCCGGGUCUACCGGGACCGCCUGGUAAAGAUGGCCAGAUUGGUGAGCCUGGUCCAAAAGGACCUCCUGGAUUACCUGGAAAUCCUGGAUUGGAUGGACAACCUGGAAUGCCAGGACAACCAGGACUUGACGGAGCUCCUGGCGAACGAGGAAUCUGCCCGAAAUAUUGCGCCAGAGACGGCGGAAUCUUUUUCGAAGAUGGAACACGUCGCUAA
Angiostrongylus costaricensis is the source of this 900-nucleotide messenger RNA. The record is from the annotation of a GenBank genome assembly. NCBI's taxonomy places the organism in Eukaryota, Metazoa, Nematoda, Chromadorea, Rhabditida, Metastrongylidae.